AUCAAAACCCCCAAAGAAGAGUCAUCAAAUUCCUUCGGUAUCGGACCUGUCCAAGAAACACAAUGUGGGUUUCGAGCUGCUGGAAAGGAAAGGGUUUACCGGAUUAGAGAUAUCAGAUUUGACAUCGAGGACAUAAGAGUGGUUUAUCUCCCUGAGAUUACUUUAAAAUGUGAUUGAGAAGUGGUUUUAAGAAACUUAGUGGCAUAUGAAUCUUCCAUUGCAACCCAAGACUCAGCCUUUGAGCUUGCUGGAUAUAUUGACCUGAUGAGCAACAUACUGCAAGCACCAGAUGACGUGGCAAUGCUUCGGGCGAGGGGGGUCAUCAAGGGAAAACUGGAUGACGUAGAAGUUGUUGAAAUCUUCAACGGUAUCGGAAAAUCUGUGGGGAACUUGAAGCCUAAGGAGUGUGCAAGCAGGAAGGUGGUGAAACAAGUGAAGGAGAUGGUGGAGGAAUGUGUGGAAGAGAUUGUGGAAGUGUGUGGGGAAGAAGGUUACGAAUGGUGCAGAGUUGACAAGGAAGCCUGUGCAAUGGGAAUUGGUCUGAAGGGUCUGCUGUAUCUGUUUAUGGAUAUGCUACUUGUGCUGCAGAUUAUGCAAGCAUUUUGCCAGGUUUAUGGAUGCAACAAAGGGGGUUCUGAGGCCAAGGCUAUGAGUUCACUAUGUGAGGGGAGCGUUUGGUUAGAUAUUAUGGCAUUUUUAUGUGGUUACUAUUGCAUUAUAAGCAGAAGUAGUUAUUCUGUGUUUGUAAUGUUUUGAGUUUUCUUUGUUCAAAAAGCUUAGGCACUUAAAAGUAGUACGAGGGCUACGUAUAUAUGAAC
Cuscuta epithymum is the source of this 818-nucleotide messenger RNA. The record is from the annotation of a GenBank genome assembly. Lineage: Eukaryota; Viridiplantae; Streptophyta; Magnoliopsida; Solanales; Convolvulaceae.